Scylla paramamosain (green mud crab) is the source of this 2564-nucleotide messenger RNA. Its product is annotated as mucin-2-like. The record is from RefSeq and is a predicted model, not a curated record. Bases 903 to 2282 code for a protein of 459 amino acids. Lineage: Eukaryota; Metazoa; Arthropoda; Malacostraca; Decapoda; Portunidae. The transcript has 6 exons.
GAACAUUCACAUUCCUACACUACCUACAUAAAUGCUCACGAAGUAUAGUGAUAUCUGAGUGGAAAGCAGCGUAAAUUCAAGCGUUCGUCUAAGCGUGGUGACGUUUGAUUCAGUGUUUGGUGAUUGUUUGGCUUGUUGCACAGCAGGUCGGGUCGGGGCGCUGACCUGGCGUGGCCCUGUGUCGGUAUCCGUGAGGUGGGGUGGGAGGGCAAACGCUCUCUAAGCCUAAAUUUGCCGUGAAUCGAUUCCCUCAUGAUUAGGAGACACGCAAACGUGGCGAGGCGAGGCGAGGCGAGGGGAGCAUCGCACAGGUCUGAGGGGAGUGAAGGGCGAGUGAGCGAGUCAGUACACAGCCGGUCGCCUCGCAGAGAACUGCACGUCACACGUCGCACCAGCCUCGCCCACUCAGCCUCCACGCCCCCUCGUCUCUCCCUCGCACAGUGCAUUUUCCGGUCCUCCUGUCCGCCUGCAGUGUGUGUGGCAAUAGACUUCUUGCCGGCGAGCUGCGGGGCACGGCACCAGGCGGGGGCCGGUCCCAUGAGGGGCUGUUCCAAGUGAAGGAGACGUGAGCCGCGGCGUGUUUGUUUGGGUUGGCCGCCGGACCCCACCAACCCGCUGUCCUACCGCAACGCCCGCCCCAGUGGGUGGCCGAGUGGCCGACAUCCUCCAGGCGGUGGCGGGACAAGAGUGAACCAAGGAUAGCACUUAGUGUGGUCUGUAAACCUUCGAGUGGACAACGCCGCGUUUCAUCAACUACCCUUGUGUACUGGUGGAGACGACACAUCUACGUGCACUACAUUAUCAAGCAGUGUGUGGAACAGACACACUGCACUUGCAAAACAAAUUCUGGUCGCGUGAGAGGCUGAGGGCUGUGAGGGCCGCCCAAGCACCACGCCACCACCAUGCCCGCACAAACCAGCACGGGCAGAGGCCGCGCGCUGCCUACUGAGGUGUCCCCGCCGGAGGAGUAUUUCCGAGGGGUGUCGCCGCUGUGCCGCCGCCUCUUGGACGACAUGAAGGCUGUGCGGGAGUCGUGGGGGGAGAACUGGCACCAACUGUCAUACCAGCAGCAGUGCCGCGUGAUCGACCAGGCCAUCGUGGACGAGGCGACGGUGAGGCGGUACGAUGAGAGCAGCGGCGGCGUGGGUGAAGGAGGCCCCGAGUGUGAGUACUUCCCCAAGCUGAAGCUGACGACAGGGCAGAAGGUGGUGUGUGACGAGAACCUCACCGCUAGAGGCUUCUCGUGUAGUUGGCGGGACGAGCACUCAGCGCCCUUCUCGUGGCACACACGCUCCCAGAUGGACUUGACGCUGGACACGCCCCCCGCCACGCCCACCCAUCCUGGCACGCCCGUGGAGACCCCGCCCACCACUGUGUCUGGAGAGGGGCGCGUCAUACCCGGCGGGCGCGCAGUGUACACGGCGCGGCCCGUGUCGCUGCCCAAGCCGCCCCGCUUCCGUUGGCACUAUGACCCCCCCGACGACCCGCCGGACCCGCCUUCCGUGGUGGUGGCCGCGCCGCGCGCCUCCACGCUGCCGCGAGAGGUCACUACGGAGACCAAGAAGUCACCCACGUCCCUCAAGUACAUGCUGGUGCGAGGGCGCGGCGAGGACGGUGUGGGUGCGGGACUGCUCACCAGGAUCAGGGGCGCCGUGAUGGCACUCACGGCCACGUGUCUGCCGCUGCGCGCCUCGCCGGGCCAUGGCUCUCUAUUCUCCAGUCACCGCGAUGCGGGAGGCAAAGAGGCUGACCUGAAGGCGUCUGACCUGCGAGGCAUCGGCUCCCGGCAGCAGCAGCAGCAGCAGCAGCAGCAAGGACGGCCCGGAGACCACACCGCUACCUCCACCCUCACCACCACCACCACCACCAACCUGACCCCAGGGGAGGGCGGCGAGGGAGACACCAGCACGCUGCCCUCACUCUCCAGGCUGUCCCCCGAUCCCACCCUGGCUGGCUACGUGUGCUCGCUACCUGACGACGACGACGACAUGCCCUACACCGCCGCCCCACGCCCGGCCCCUGCUGCCGCCCCACGCGACUCCUUACUGUUCGGCGCGACUUCGCCGCUCAAGACCAAGAGCAGCCCCAAGACCACGCUCACGCCUUACACCGCCUCGGACAGCGCCGCCUGCACCUCCCUGCCCACGCCCCUCCCCACGCCCACGCUCAGCGAGGAGCCUCCUACAAGCACUGUCACCUUCUCACAGAUGAGCGACACGCCCCUCCCCUCGCCCGCCGCUGGCCAAGGUGGAAGACACCCUAAGCUCAUUCUCCGAGCCUGACUCUACCCUGGACGCUCUGGACACGCCGAGGGAGGAGCAGCCGCUGCUUACGUCAGGGAGGGAGAGGGAAAUGAGCCUCACCAGCGACACGGAGGAGGUGUUCAAGUCUGUGCUGUCCACCAAGCGAGACAGCAACAUUCCCAAGACGGGCUUCGACUUCUUGGACAACUGGUAACGUGGAGAACACAGGGAUUACUGCCACCAGCUCUCUCUCUCUCUCUCUCUCUCUCUCUCUCUCUCUCUCUCUCUCUCUCUCUCUCUCUCUCUCUCUCUCUCUCUCUC